Messenger RNA from Brassica napus (rape), 1134 nucleotides. RefSeq lists its product as uncharacterized. The coding region runs from base 1 to 1134 and encodes 377 amino acids. The transcript has a single exon. NCBI's taxonomy places the organism in Eukaryota, Viridiplantae, Streptophyta, Magnoliopsida, Brassicales, Brassicaceae. The record is from RefSeq and is a predicted model, not a curated record.
AUGGUUUUGGAGGAUUUUGAUAUGGAAGAAGAUAGCUUACCCGAUUUAGAGUUGAGUUAUCUACCUACUGAGUUGAUCAAUACAUCAACUUGUCCACCUGUGAUCAUUGCAAAUGAUCGACAGCUUCAAAAUUUUGUUGGUUUUGUUCAAAAGUGUGUUUCUACUCGAUUGUGUGUAACAUCUAAAGCCAAAGUUGAGAAUCUGAAUGAACCAGACUUUGAUCUUAACAAGUCGCCAGCUGAUUCAAGUACUGCUCAAGAGGAGGGAAACUCGGUUGAUAGGGGGAACGAACCAGCUCCUGUGUUUGUUGAGAGGCAGUGCGAGAAAAAGAAAGAAAAGAUUAGCAGAGUCGAAGUUGAUGAGGAUGCCUAUCAUGCUGAUACCAUGAUCUCGGCCAAAGAGGACAUACAUAAGAUGUCAAAGUUUUCUGUGUUCAAUGUUGUUAAGAAGGGACAAUUGUUUGAGAACAAAACUUUGCUGAAGGCGACUUUCGAGAUAUGUGCAAUGAAGCAUAACUUUCACUACGAGGUUAUCAAAACGGAUAGACAGCUUUGGUAUGUUAGAUGUGAGGAUAAUGCAUGCAAUUGGUGUGUUCGAGUAGAGUGUUUGAAGGAUUCUGCAUAUUUCAUUAUCAAAAAGUAUGUCGGUGAACAUACAUGCGCACCUUCAAGCAAAACCAAACCGGGUAGGACUGCUUCAACCAAAACUAUAGGUAGUCUGAUUAUGCAUAGGUAUGAAGGGGUUAAGGAAGGGCCGAAAUGCAAUGAUAUAAUACAUAUUAUGCUUAUGGAUCAUGGCUGUGAGAUCACGAAAUCUUUAGCAUGGGAUGCUCGUGAAUAUGCGGUUAAUGAUGUUAGAGGUAUACAAGAGAGAAGUUAUAGAAAAAUACUGAAAUACUUGCACAUGCUGAGAGAGGCUAAUCCGGGUACACAUUCAUCGUAUGAGAUUGACAGCAAAGGGAGAUUUCGGUACCUGUUUAUUGCAUUUGGGCAAUCGAUACGAGGAUUUAACAGAGUCAUAAGGAGGGUUAUUGUGGUUGAUGGCACUUUUCUGAAGAACAAAUACAAAGGAGUUCUAUUGGUAGCAACUGCCAUAGACGGAAAUUCUAAUUUGUAUCCUCUUCUUGCAUUCUGA